GAACAGUACCGCAGUGUUCCGGGAGCGAGAUUUAUCGGCGUACCCUCGCGCAUGGGGCCCGGGAAACAAAAAGGAGCGCAUCACGCGAGGGCAGAGGGGGUGGCGCGGACAAGGGGGCGCAGCGGCGGGUGUAUAUAAACGGAGGCCGGCGUACAUUCCCGAUCCCACGGUCUCACUUGUGCUACGUCACCCCGUUUGCCCGUUGCCCCGGACCGCAGCCAUGGCGUUUGACGGAACUUGGAAGGUGGAACGCAGUGAGAACUACGACGCCUUCAUGGAACAAAUGGGCAUCAACGUAAUGAAGCGCAAACUCGCAGAGCACGACAAUCUCAAGAUCAGCAUCCAGCAGACAGGAAACAAUUUCCACAUCAAGGAGUCCAGCACCUUCCGCACCAAAGACAUCCACUUCACUCUCGGGACACCCUUCGACUACAGCCUGGCCGACGGCACCGAGGUCUCGGGGACGUGGGAGAUGGAGGGCGACAUGCUGAAAGGCAAAUUUACGCGCAACGACAACAACAAGGUGCUGACCACCACCAGGAUCCUGCUAGGAGGAGAACUCGUGCAGAGCUACAACUACGAGGGCGUGGAUGCCAAGAGAAUCUUCAAGAAGCAGUAGUUUUCCUGUUUUUUUUUAACCCAGCUUUCUUUUACUUUAUCUUUUCUAAUACGAAACAUAAUUAUGUUACUGGACAAUAUGGCAAUAUUAUUAACAUUUUCUAUCGAAAAAAAGUCCAUUUAAAUGGUUACAUUUGUGCAAAGAAUUGAAAUAAAUAUAAAUUUAAUUAAAA
Hippocampus comes (tiger tail seahorse) is the source of this 791-nucleotide messenger RNA. Its product is annotated as fatty acid-binding protein, intestinal. Gene Ontology annotation, molecular function: lipid binding. The record is from RefSeq and is a predicted model, not a curated record. The transcript has 4 exons. NCBI's taxonomy places the organism in Eukaryota, Metazoa, Chordata, Actinopteri, Syngnathiformes, Syngnathidae. The coding region runs from base 221 to 619 and encodes 132 amino acids.